This is a messenger RNA of Aspergillus versicolor CBS 583.65, 750 nucleotides long. Its product is annotated as glutathione S-transferase family protein. NCBI's taxonomy places the organism in Eukaryota, Fungi, Ascomycota, Eurotiomycetes, Eurotiales, Aspergillaceae. The transcript is spliced from 3 exons. The record is from RefSeq and is a predicted model, not a curated record. Bases 1 to 750 code for a protein of 249 amino acids.
AUGUCUAGCCCUGAUAUCACCUUGUAUACAACCCAGACUCCCAAUGGAAUCAAGAUAUCCAUUGCUUUGGAGGAACUUGGACUCCCCUACAAAGUCGAGAAGAUUGACAUCAGCAAGAACGUUCAGAAAGAGCCCUGGUUCCUCGAAAUAAACCCCAACGGCCGCAUCCCCGCGCUCACAGACACAUUCAAGGACGGCAAGAAGAUCCGCCUCUUCGAAUCCGGCAGUAUCCUCACCUACCUCGCGGAGCAAUACGACAAGGACCACAAGAUCUCAUACCCCCAGGGCACCCGCGAGUACUACGAGACAAUCAGCUGGCUAUACUUCCAAAAUGCCGGCGUUGGCCCAAUGCAGGGCCAGGCGAACCACUUCUCGCGGUACGCGCCCGAGCGCAUCGAGUACGGCGUGAACCGGUACGUGAAUGAGACGAGGCGGCUAUACGGUGUUCUGGAUGCGCAUCUGGCGCAGUCAAAGAGCGGGUUCCUGGUGGGUGAUCAUAUUACGAUUGCGGAUAUCUCGCACUGGGGGUGGGUUGCUGCUGCGGGAUGGGCGGGAAUUGAUAUUGAGGAGUUCCCGCAUCUGAAGGCUUGGGAAGAGAAGCUGGCGGCUAGGGAGGGGGUUGAGAAGGGGAGACACGUGCCUAAUCCGCAUACGAUCAAGGAUUUGUUGAAGGAUAAGAAGAAGGCUGACGAGGAGGCUGCGAAGGCCAGGGCUUGGGUGCAGGAUGGAAUGAAGAAGGAUGCUAAAUAG